GUCACGUGAUAUCCGGAAAAAGUGGUAAAAUAAAAUUCGCUCUUUCGUUUCCGUUGGAGUCGCGGAUUUGGGUGUUUGUUCUCUCUUGUAGAGCUAAGGUCUUAUUGACGACUUACACCAAUUUUAAGCGCCAUCCGUUUUUCAUUAAUUAAAUCUAAACAGAGAAAAUGACGACCGAGGCCGAGCUCGCCUGCGUUUAUUCUGCGUUGAUACUCGUUGACGAUGAUAUCGCUGUAACUGGCGAGAAAAUACAAACAAUUUUAAAAGCAGCUAAUGUAAAUGUUGAAUCUUAUUGGCCUGGACUUUUUGCUAAAGCUUUAGAAGGCAUAAAUGUUAAGGAAUUGAUAACCAACAUCGGAUCUGGCAUCGGAGCUGCACCUGUAGGAGCAGCUCCAACUGCAGCGGCGCCCGUUAGCACUGAAGCUGCUCCAGCUAAAGAAGAAAAGAAAAAGGAAGAACCAGAAGAAGAAUCAGAUGAUGAUAUGGGUUUUGGUCUAUUUGAUUAGGAUCAGGGAUUGCGGUCCAUUCCUUUUAUGUACAAUGGCAUUGUACACAUAUAAAUAAUAUAAAUAAUGAAACAUUUUGAUAAAAA
This is a messenger RNA of Cyphomyrmex costatus, 592 nucleotides long. It is a transcript of the gene RpLP1, whose product is annotated as ribosomal protein LP1. The record is from RefSeq and is a predicted model, not a curated record. Gene Ontology annotation, molecular function: ribonucleoprotein complex binding; structural constituent of ribosome; protein kinase activator activity. Gene Ontology annotation, biological process: translational elongation; cytoplasmic translation. Lineage: Eukaryota; Metazoa; Arthropoda; Insecta; Hymenoptera; Formicidae. The transcript is spliced from 4 exons. Gene Ontology annotation, cellular component: cytosolic large ribosomal subunit; ribosome. Bases 168 to 506 code for a protein of 112 amino acids.